This is a messenger RNA of Diatraea saccharalis (sugarcane borer), 1034 nucleotides long. NCBI's taxonomy places the organism in Eukaryota, Metazoa, Arthropoda, Insecta, Lepidoptera, Crambidae. The record is from the annotation of a GenBank genome assembly.
GUCAAACACAAGCCGAGAACAGGAAAUCAGGAAUAUAAAUUAGAUACUUACCCAUUUUAAACGAAAAGGUAAAUACACCGAAGCUAAUUUAAACACUGUAGUGUAUAUUUUCCAUUAAAAGUCAAUCAAGAAUUCAGCGCCUUCUUUGUUACGUGUCACUCAAAUUAUCAGGAUAAAUUAUGACUGAAAACAAACCAGAUCAGAAUAAUAUGAGGCCUGGCUUCUGCUCAGCCACUUGUGUCGAUAAGGCGUCGCUCCACAAAGAAAUAAAGAAACCUGAACCCAAGACUUCUGAUUAUUUUGAAACUUGCAACCUCCCUAAGAGAUUCGAGCAUCCGCAUUGGUUUAACGGUUACGGAUGUCAAGUUAGCAAGCAACACCCAUUCUACAGGACCUCUGCGAGCGUCUAUGGCUGGUAUCCACCAGGUAAGAUCGUUGUUGUACUUAUUUAUUGUUGCAUUAACUGUUUUACCGUGACUUUCUCAUCUAAAUUGUAGACUAUAUCACCCGCAGAUGAUGUAGCUUCCCGUAGAUGAAUGAAUUUUAUGAUUUCAUUAGUAUUUCCGAAGAUUACCCUCUUACAAAAAAACAAAGUUGGAAACUUUACCUCUUUAUAAUAUUAGUAUAGAUUAGGUUUGUAAUUAUAAUAAGAGCAAUUUGUAUCGAUUCUUCUUGUUUUUCAUUUUGAUUUUGGGUGAUGAUAAUAAAUCAAAUGUAAACUACACACGGCUGCACGUCAAACUAUAUAUUGUGUAAUUUGUAGCGAUCACGUUUUGUAUAGAAUACUUCCCUACUAACAGAGGUUUGCUUACGGUGGUGGUGAGUAGCGUGACGUGCGGUCGUGCGUACAAUAUGUAUAAGGAGAAAAGAUUUAACUAUUUGCUUGCAUUGAAUAUACUCCAAAAUUACUGUAGCUAUUUUAAAAAUGGUUUCACCUAUUGGAAACUACUUUGUACACGGGUGACGUAGGCUAUAACUGACAUAGGCGAAAUAAUUGGAAUUAUUAUAUAAAGAUGUAGCAGUAACCGUAGCCU